Galleria mellonella (greater wax moth) is the source of this 2751-nucleotide messenger RNA. RefSeq names its product putative odorant receptor 92a. NCBI's taxonomy places the organism in Eukaryota, Metazoa, Arthropoda, Insecta, Lepidoptera, Pyralidae. The record is from RefSeq and is a predicted model, not a curated record. Gene Ontology annotation, molecular function: odorant binding; olfactory receptor activity. The coding region runs from base 198 to 1394 and encodes 398 amino acids. Gene Ontology annotation, cellular component: plasma membrane. Gene Ontology annotation, biological process: detection of chemical stimulus involved in sensory perception of smell; sensory perception of smell. The transcript is spliced from 7 exons.
UAUUUUACACUUGUAAUAUGAAUUUUAAAAACGUAUAAAAUUGUCCCUUUGUCACCUAUAAAUUUUACAUACUCUAAAUGUUUUAUUUUACAAGCAGUCUACAUUUCAAGAUAGGGUAGCAGGUGGCUAUAUAUACGGCAUCAAUCCGACUUCUACGACAUUUUUGUGAAGAAUUUCAUCAAAUAUUCUUGUGCACAAUGAUCAGACGAUUUCUUGAAAGCUUGGAAGAUGAUGAAAUGCCUUUUUUUGCACCUAAUUACUGGAUAAUGAAGAAAAGUGGCUUAAUUUUGCCAGACACGGGUUUACUUAAAUACGUCUAUGUAAUAAUACAUUUAACUGGUACACUCUUUAUUGUCAGCCAAUAUGUAGAACUGUACGUAAUAAGAUCAGAUAUAAAUCUUGUUAUAUCAAACCUGAUGAUUACAAUGAUGAGUGAAGUGUGUUUCUUGAAAGCUGACUCGUGCGUGUUCUGGCAAAAACAGUGGAGAGAACUUAUUGAUUAUAUAACAGAAGCUGAUAAAUUUGAAAGAGAUAAUAGUGAUCAGGUGAAACGCAAAAUCUUUGAUAAGUAUAAAACAUACUGUCGCAAAAUAUCUUACAGCUAUUGGGCCAUAACGUUCACAACUUUCAUAGUACUUAUUAGCACUCCAUUAAUACAUUUUUUACCUUUCCCAUCACAAAAUGAGGUUCCUCAAAAUAGAACGGAGGUAUUUUCACCCAUAUUCAGCUCAUGGAUGCCGUUUGAUAAAUAUAGUUCCCCAGGAUGUUGGAUCACUGCGUUAUGGCACAUUUCGUUAUGCGCAUCUGGAGGGCUUAGUAUGACUGCUUAUGAUUGCAGUUCUAUCGUAAUAAUGAUGUUUUUUGAAUGUAAACUGGAUUUGUUCAGACAGAGGUGUAGAGAAAUGUUGGGCAGCAAUGACAAAGCAAUUUCAGAUCAAGAUGCUGAAAUCGUCAUCCGUCAACUUCAUGAAAUCCACAUAAAAAUAAUAAAAUACAUGAGAUUGUUCAAUUCCCUGUUAUCACCGCUAAUGUUCUUUUACAUAUUUAAUUGUUCGCUAAUGCUUUGCGCUUGUGGAUAUCAGAUUACAUCUACGUCAAAUGCAGCCCAACGAUUACUAGUGGGAGAAUACUUUGUAUUCGGUAUCGCACAACUCUUUGUAUUCUGCUGGCAUAGUAAUAAAGUAAUUGUUAAAAUCGAUAGUCUUAUGUAUGGGCCUUUUGAGAGCAACUGGUGUCCAGCCAGCGUUCGGCAGAAAAAAUAUGUUUUGUUUCUAAGUGGGCAACUACGAAUCCAACACAUCUUCACCGCUGGACCAUUCACUAACCUAACACUGUCUACUUUCAUUACGAUUUUGAAAGGAGCAUACAGUUAUUACAUGUUGCUAAGAAAAUAAAAAAUAAAUCAGGCAACUGAUGCUGGAGUUUGUUGCACCAUCAUCAUAUUAAAUUUUUAUUGUUUUAACCUGACCACGGUCAAAAUAAGGAAUGAAGUUUUCAUGUAUAAGCAAAGACAAGUUAGAGCGUGAAUAUGCACCUUUUUAAAGGAGCGUAAAUGGAACGGGACCCCCAUUUUAUUAUUGUUACCACCUAAUGGCAUAAUAAUAGACAGACAACUAUUUCUUAGUAUAUUUUUAUUCGACUUAGUCCGAAAAUCUGUAUCGAUUUGGCGAUUGGCAACACUACCUAAUUUUUGUGCUUGUUUUGAUUUUCAAGUUGUCAGUUUAUGUCGGCAAGUUUUAAUAAUUUAUUUAUUUUUAAUAUAAUAUUAAUUGCUUUAUUACUACUAUUAUUGUAUUAAAUAUAAAUUGAUACAAUGGCGAAUUCCAUAAACAAAUUUAUACCAGUUGCUCUUUUCUGUUUCGGUUUACUAAAAACAGGUCUUUACUAACAUAAUAAGGGCUUCAAAAUGAGUAGUUUUAUAUACAUUGCAGUGCCAGAAGUGUCACAGUACAUUAAGUACUGGAUUAGUGACUGAUCCUGCUUAGGGUAGGUGUUAAUUGAAUAUACAAACCUUCUAUAAAAAGAAAGUUUAAAUGAGUGGGUAGUAACUUUGUUCUAUAUUUAAAGAUUGUUACAACCUUAAAUAUUACUGUUGGAUAUGAGGUUCAUUCUUUCUAAAUUAAAAGAACUAUACUAUUUUUAUGACAGUUAGCUUUGUAUAUUUUGAAUUUUCCCUUAUACAUUUGUAUUAUGCUGACAUAAGCUUUCAUGAAAUCCUUGGAAUGUAGAGUGACAUUACAAUAUAACUCCAUUAUCACAGUUUUUGAUAUAGUGUAAUAUAACUAAUUUUGCUCUCUUAUUGCCAACUGCUGUCUUUAUUUUCUUAUCAGAUUGAAUACUAUCUUAUUUCUUAAAUCAGAGCAAACAAUAAACAUAUACAAAAUUUCAUGAAAAUCAGUUGGUCGGUUUCAGAGAUUAGCACAAAUGAAAAAUAAAUAUAAAUAAUUUUUGUACUGUCAUAUUUCUGGAUUACUGUAUCUAAUCACCGCCAAUAAUACUGCACUUGGUUUUUAAGUUUUACAGCACAAGUAAUGUAAUUAUUAAUAUAUUCACUUGGAUGGAUAGUUGCCAAAUAUGGUGGUAUUAGCACCAAAAGAUUUUGUUCAUCACUCGAUCUUGGUAACUAUUGCAAUUAUGUGCGUGAACCUGGUGAUAAGCUGGAGUACAGGACUUGCAUUUACACAUGUGGCAGUGACGGAUGCAACACAGCAUCCAACAAGAGGGUAUCGACACUAUAUUUAUUGUUUAGUU